AUGUCUCAGCCGAUUCAACCAGAUCCAAUUCAACCACCUAGGCCUAAUGAACUUAACGACCUUUUCGAUACACUUCUGGAUGAAAAUAUACAUAUUGAUAAUUAUGUUCGAAAUUCCCACACUUCGGCUUGGAAUCAGAGGGAUAUUCUAAACAAGAUUAUUACGGCUAAUGAUUCUGCACUUCGACUAAAAGAAAUUGCUGACUGGGAAAAUAACGAAGCACAAACCCAGUAUCAGCAAUAUGGUCAACUUCAAGCCCAAAUUCAGGGAGAUGCACAAAUUAUUAUACAAUUACAGGCUCAGCUGGAUACGAAUGAUAAGCCUUUGGUAUCCGAUCAAAUUUCUCAAGAGAUGGAUAGUGAUAAGAAUGUACCAUUCGAAAAAUGGUGUGCUCCUGCGGACUUUAGCUUAGAUUCUGACAAUUCUACUUUAAAAAAAAAUGCAAUGAACUUGAAAAACGAGUUAUUAUGA
Entrophospora sp. SA101 is the source of this 471-nucleotide messenger RNA. Lineage: Eukaryota; Fungi; Glomeromycota; Glomeromycetes; Entrophosporales; Entrophosporaceae. The record is from the annotation of a GenBank genome assembly.